Corvus hawaiiensis (hawaiian crow) is the source of this 3388-nucleotide messenger RNA. Its product is annotated as integrin alpha-L-like. The annotation marks the transcript as partial. Gene Ontology annotation, molecular function: integrin binding. NCBI's taxonomy places the organism in Eukaryota, Metazoa, Chordata, Aves, Passeriformes, Corvidae. Gene Ontology annotation, cellular component: external side of plasma membrane; integrin complex. Gene Ontology annotation, biological process: cell adhesion mediated by integrin; cell-matrix adhesion; integrin-mediated signaling pathway. The transcript has 29 exons. The record is from RefSeq and is a predicted model, not a curated record.
GUCACAGGAAAUCCGGGGCGUGCAGUGACACCAGAGUGGUGACAGCAUGGCGGCUCUGGGGCACAUCGUUGGCAUCAUCAUCGGGGCUCUGGUGGCCGAGCUGCCCCACAUCGGAGCCUUCAGCAUCCACCCGGCCCCACAUCAGGUCCUGACCACUGGUGGGAGCCGGAGCUUUGGGCACCAAGUGCUGCCGCUGGACGGGGCCCGGGUGCUGGUGGGGGCCCCAUCAGAGGUCAGAGAUGGGGGGCGGCUGUUCCAGUGUGUGGUGCAGAGUGGAGAGUGCCGGGAGGUGGAGCUGGAAGGGAAUAGCACCCGGACACACAUCGGAAUGGCCUUGGCCCGGGAUGGCGACGGCACCAUCGCGUGUGGCCCGGGCUUCACCCACGUCUGCGACCGCAACAUGUACGUGAGCGGGGUCUGCCUCCUGCUCGACCCUCAGCUGAGACUGCGGCAGGAGCUGAUGCCCGGACGUCAAGGCUGCCAGCGGGCCCCGGUGGACCUGGUGUUCCUGUUCGACGGCUCCAGCAGCAUGAGCCCCUCCCAGUUUGGGGCCAUCCGGGACUUCAUGGUGGACGUGAUGGAGAAGCUAGAGAACACCUCCAUCCAUUUCGGGGCAGUGCAGUUCUCGGAUGGGGUGCAGCCUGUGUUCACGUUGGAGGAAUUUGUGGCCAAGCCGCGGCCUCGGGAGCUGCUGCGGGGGCUGAGACAGCGUGGGGGCCUCACUGACACCUUUGCUGCCAUCGGCUUCGUUGUGCAGACGCUGUUCUCAGAGCGGCGGGGGGCGCGGCCGGCGGCGCGGCGGGUGCUGGUGCUGAUCACGGACGGCGACGCCACCGACAGCGACACGGAGAGCAGCGUGCGCGCGGCCGAGGAGCGCGGCAUCCACCGCUACGUCAUCGGGGUGGGGAAUAACUUCAACAGCCCCAACACGCAGCUGUACCUGCAGCAAUUUGCCUCCGGGCCUGGCUUCGUGCAGGUGCUCAAGAGCUUCGAGCAGCUCCAGAGCCUCUUCCAGGAGCUGCAGGCGCGGCUCUAUGACAUCGAGGGUACCACCCAGCUGCACAGCUUUCACCUGGAGAUGUGCUCCAGCGGGAUCAGUGUUGAUGUCAUCCAGGGCCGGCGGGUGACGGGGGCGGUGGGGGCCGAUAACGGAGCGGGGGGGCUGCUGGAGCUGCAAGAGAAUGAGACCUUCGUGCCCAACCCCCACCUGAACAAGAGCGGUUCUGAGGGAUACCUAGGCUACUCGGUGAUUGGGCUGCACAUCCCUGCCCGGGUACUGGUGGCUGCAGGGGCACCCCGUCACCUCCACGUGGGGGGGAUGGUCCUCUUCGAGGUGUCCAGAGCUACUGGGGACUGGCAAGUGCUGCAGACCCUCGUUGGGGAGCAGGUGGGGUCCUAUUUUGGGGCCACCCUCUGCACGCUGGACCAGGGUGGGGUGACAGUGGCAUUGCUAGUGGGGGCCCCCAGCCACUAUGAUGGGCAGCGGGGAGGACGGGUGCACGUGUACACGUGGAAGGAGGAUGCCCUGCAUCCCUCUGGGGAGCUUUGGGGUGCCUCAGGUCACCCCUUGGGCCGUUUUGGGGCAUCCUUGGCCACUCUGGGAGACCUGGAUGGUGACAACCUGCCCGAGGUGGCUGUGGGAGCCCCCCUGGAGGACGAGGAAUGUGGGGCUGUCUACAUCUUUUCGGGGUGCCCUGGGGGAGUGAAGCCCUUCCCCCGACAGAGGUUGCAGGGGAAAGUGGUGGCCCUGGGGCGUUUUUUCGGGCAGGCGGUUGCUGGUGGCCUGGACCUCACAGGGGAUGGACUGGUAGAUAUGGCAGUGGGGAUGGAGGGACACGUCGUGGUAAUGAGGUCCCGCCCAGUGCUGAGGGUCACCCCCCACCUGACCUUUGAACCCCCUGUGAUCCCGACCCGCUGGGUCGACUGUUCCAAUGUCACCGCCAGCACUGUGACCUUCCGCCUCUGCCUGCGCCCCCCAGGUGACCUGGUGACCCCGGUGACGUUCCAGGCGGACGUUGACCCCCAGCGGGCACAAGGUCGGGGGCAUUUUGGGGAGGGGCAGCAGAGCUGGGCCGGGGAGAUGCAGCCAGGGCAGAGUUGCCAGCAGGAGGCGCUGAGGGUGCUGCCCUGCCUUGAGGACUUCGUCACCCCAAUCCGUGUCACUGUCACCAUCACCUUGCCCCAUAGGGACCCACCAGGGCACAUCCUGCACCCCAGCAGUGCCCCCCCCACCUGGGCUGAGAUCCCUUUUGAGCAGAACUGUGGGGCUGACGAGGUGUGCGAAGCCGACUUGGGGGUCAAGGUGGUGCCAAGGGGUGCAGCUGUUUUGGGGGUCCCUAGUGCCGAACUGGGGGUUCUGUUGAUUGUGAAGAACAGGGGGGAAGAUGCCUAUGGGGUGGCCCUACAAGUGAACCACCUCCUGGGGGUCUCUUUCCGGCGGGCCCGAGCCAGCCAGGCCUCGACUCUGGUGCCGAUGCCCAUCCACUGCUGGGACUCCCAGGGCUUCGAGGGGCAGCCGUGGGGCCUCACUUGCAACCUCAGCUGCCCCGUCCUCCGCUCUGGCUGGCAGGUGCUGGUGGAGGUGACCUUUGACCUUCAGCAAAAUGCCUCAUGGGGACAAUCCCUGGGGCUGACCGCAACUGUGAGCAGCAAUAACGAGCCCAACAUCACCCUCGGGGACAACACGGACUCCUGGGACAUCCCUGUCCACUUUGCCCUUGACCUUGUGGCCUCCUGGCAAGAAGAUUCCACCCACCACUUAAACUUCACCCCUCCCCAGCCCCACAACAAGACGGUGCAGCACCACUAUCAGGUGGAACUUCUCUGGCCACCCCCCCAGGGCAGCCCCAAACCACAGGUGACACCCUUUGUCCUCCUGCCCCAUGUGCUGCCCCACGGCGUGGCCAUGGCUGCCUCCCAAGUGCGAGUGGAACCAGGGAGCCCCUGUGUGGCUGUGGAGCUGGAGCUGGGAGACUCUGUGGGUCAGGAGCUGAACAGGAGCAUCGCCCAGGCCUGCUCCACGCCCCACCUGCAGCUGUUCCGCUGCCCCCCGACCCUCUUGACCCCGGCGAACCCCGCAAGGAUCACGGUCAGCGCUGUCCUGCAGCCCCUCCCCCACAGCCAGGGACCCGCCCACUCCCAGUUUUGCUCCGCCCUCUGGCUCACGCUGCCCCUGCCCCUUCUGGCGGCCGCGCCCCAACUCCUCCGAGCGCAGGGAGUGACCAAGGUGGAGCUGCUGUGGGAAGUCGAUCCCCUCCCCGUCUACAUGGGAGGAGGGGUGGGGGGGCUCCUCCUCCUCCUCCUCAUCUCCCUCGGCCUCGCCAAGUGCGGCUUCUUCAGGAGGAACUACCGGGAGCGGAUGGAGCAGGAGGGGGAGCGGGAGGGAGAA